AUGGGAUCCGGGGUCGUUCAUUGUUCUAAGAGUUUGGAAAGCAUACUUCAGGUUUCAGUACCGCAUCCACUUUCUUCUUCUUCUUCGAAAUCAUCGCAUUCAAUUUCUUUUCCUUCGCUGACAAAACCCAGUGGAAGCAGUGGAGCUUUGGCUGAUGGGUUCGUUCAUCGUUUGGUCUCUUCUGGGUCGAGUAGUUUGAAAGGUCGUAACUCGAAGCAACGUUGUAGGGCCAAUUUUGAUGAUUUCUCCUACGAAGAAUUAUCGAAGCAGAUUGAAGAUUUGGCACAAAAUUUCAACCUUUCUGAAGAAGAUGAUGAGGAAAGUGAAGAGGAACCGCCUUUGGUUGUAUCGAAAAUCUCGAAAACGUCUCCGGUUUCCAUGUUCCCAGAAGGUGAAAACAGCAAAUCUAAUGGCUUUUCAUUGCAAUCUUCGAGCUUGAAGCUCAAUGCUUUAGAACCUUCUCUUCUUGGUAUUCAUCCAGAGCCACCAGACUGGCCAGAAAGAAAUGAAAUUGUCAGAGCCACCAUUGAAAGAAAGGCCAACAGCCUUGAGUUUCCUAUGUCCCUUAGGUUAAUAAAGAAGAAGCAUCGCCAAUGGGAAGGGAGCCCCAGAGGAGAAGCAGGGGAGUUUACUUCUUGCUCUUUGAACAAGGCAUUCUCUUCCAUGGUGUUCAUCGUACGCGAACUUCAUAGCAGCGCUUUAAGUAUAAGGGAAAGUCUUUACUCUGAAGACUUGCAAGAGAUCGUAGCUAAGGUGCAGAAGAGAGAAAUGAACAUGUCAUUUGUGUGGUUGUUUCAGCAGGUUUUCUCGAAAUCACCGACUCUCAUGGUCUAUGUGAUGGUCUUGCUAGCAAAUUUCACAGUGUACUCGAUGAAUAAUAAUGCUGCUGUUGCAGCUAUACCUUUGCCAGUUAUCACCGAGAUUUUGACUGUGACUGAGAAAAAGGAACAGCCCAAUUCAAAAUCCGAUGAUGCUUCCGAAGCUGACAUAUUUUCUGUGACUGAUUCUAAUGGAGUUGUGAAAAGGACCUCGAAUGAAGGCGUAAAUGGUGAUGGUGGUGACAAAGUGAGCCCAACAAGUUCAAUCAAGAAUGCCAUUGUUGAUCCUGAAAAGAUGUAUGGUAUUUCGUUGUUCAAUCAUGAGGAGUUCACAACCGAGGAGGAGGUGAAAUUGUGGAACUCUGUGGUGGAGGAAGCUUCAAGGAUGCAAGCAGAAUUGAGGGAUGAGGCCCUUGAUCAUGAAACCCUGCAACAAUUUGUGUCGCCGGUGACGGUGAAUGUCGAACCAGAUUAUUAUGACGAAUACUUUAGAACUGAUGUUUUGUACCAGAUAGGUUUAGCUAAGGAGCCCGAUAAUGCACUCCUACUCUCCAACUAUGCACAGUUCCUCUAUGUCGUGAUGCGUGAUCAUGAUAGGGCUGAGCAGUGCUUCAGGCGCGCCGUGCAAGGGGAGAAACCAGAUGCCGAGGCCGUGAGUCGAUAUGCAGACUUCUUGUGGAUAGUAAGGAAAGACCUCUGGGGUGCAGAAGAGAGAUACCAGCAAGCAAUGGCAACUGAACCCUGCAACCCCUACUAUGCCUCCAAGUAUGCCAACUUCCUCUGGAGCACUGGCGGCGAAGACACCUGCUUCCCCCUCGAUACAUCCUAUGAUAACUACAACCAAGUUUUGUAA
Molecule: messenger RNA, 1671 nt
Organism: Prunus armeniaca (apricot)
Lineage: Eukaryota; Viridiplantae; Streptophyta; Magnoliopsida; Rosales; Rosaceae
Source: the annotation of a GenBank genome assembly